AUGACGAAAACGAUUCAAGACAUGUUAAAGGAACAGCCGUCCCAGGCUUCUUCAAGUUCAAAUGCUCAAUCGAUCGAGUAUAUCGACACAGUAGAUGCGUACGAUAAAUGGGCCGAGAUCUACGACACCGAUGGGAACUUUCUCCAGCGACUUGACACGAUUGAGAUGCGGACCCUACUUCCCCAAUUCUUGAAUCGUGUGAAUGCCCGCUUCCACGGAACAGAUCCAUUCAAGCUAGUCGAUCUGGGAUGCGGGACUGGCAGAAACACGAUUCAACUAUUGGAGGCUGUAUCCGCGUGCGAAAAGAACCAGAAAACAAGUACACAGGUCACGCACAGACCAUCGGUUGAAGUCAUCGGCGUAGAUGCUUCAGCAGGGAUGUUGGAGGUUGCGCGAACAGCGAUACAGUCAGCUACUCGCGAACUUAACAGCACCACCGUGUCACUGGGAACCUUGAAUCUCUUACAAACAAUCUCAGAUAAGAGUCAGUUACCGGAAUCCCUGCAAGAUGGUGCUGUUGGUGUCAUAUCCACGCUGGUCUUGGAGCAUAUCCCACUGAAAGCAUUCUUCAAAGCUGCCUCUGCGAUUAUGAGACCCGGGGCUUACUUUCUCGUUACAAAUAUGCAUGCGCAGAUGGGGUCACUUAGCCAGGCUGGGUUUACGGAUCCGGGAACUGGAGUUAAGAUUCGGCCUACGAGUUAUUGUCACUCAAUUGCGGACGUGCUAGCUGCAGCUGCUGAAGCGGGAUUCCAGGUUGAGCCUCUUGAGGAAGAAUGUGGCGGUGGAGAGGUUCUUGAGAGGACGGUAGAUGAGGAAUUGAGUGGGAUAUUGGGGGUGCGGGCGACCAAAUGGAUUGGGAUCCAAGUAUGGUUUGGAGUAUGUUUUAGCAAGGUGUGA
Molecule: messenger RNA, 897 nt
Organism: Penicillium malachiteum
Lineage: Eukaryota; Fungi; Ascomycota; Eurotiomycetes; Eurotiales; Aspergillaceae
Product: class I SAM-dependent DNA methyltransferase
Exons: 2
Coding region: 1-897 (298 amino acids)
Source: RefSeq, a predicted model, not a curated record